Messenger RNA from Patella vulgata (common limpet), 1671 nucleotides. Its product is annotated as ribonucleoside-diphosphate reductase small chain. The coding region runs from base 141 to 1322 and encodes 393 amino acids. Gene Ontology annotation, biological process: deoxyribonucleotide biosynthetic process. NCBI's taxonomy places the organism in Eukaryota, Metazoa, Mollusca, Gastropoda, Patellidae. Gene Ontology annotation, molecular function: ribonucleoside-diphosphate reductase activity, thioredoxin disulfide as acceptor. The record is from RefSeq and is a predicted model, not a curated record. Gene Ontology annotation, cellular component: cytosol. The transcript is spliced from 7 exons.
UUUUGGUUAUUGGCUCGCUUAUCCUCAACCUGUAAACAGCUGUACAAAAUUUUUCUUGAAUUUUAUAUUUUCAAACGUUCUCACAAAGUACUAUUUUAUAAACAAGCAUCUAGAUUUUUACGAAACAUUACAUUACCAAGAUGAGUGGAUUGGCAUUACAGAUGAAAAACGUCAAGAUAAACGACGAAAAUGAGAAACCGAAAAAUCUCCAAAAUUCACAAAACACAAAGAAGGCCAAAGUUUUAGGAGAAAGUCAAAAGCAGAAUAUUAUCAAUGUUGACAAAAAAGUAGAAAGCAUGAAGCCAAUUGUCAAAAAACCUACUAAAAAAUCCGGAAGAAAAAUCAACAUCAGUGAAGAACCUUUAUUGAAAGACAAUCCUAAUAGAUUUGUUAUUUUCCCAAUACAGUAUCAUGAUAUCUGGCAAAUGUACAAAAAAGCUGAGGCUUCUUUUUGGACUGCUGAAGAAGUUGAUCUUUCCAAGGAUCUCGUACAUUGGGAUCAACUAAAAGCAGAUGAAAAACAUUUUAUCUCUCAUGUUUUAGCUUUCUUUGCUGCCAGUGAUGGUAUUGUCAAUGAGAAUUUAGUUGAGAGGUUUAGUAAAGAAGUUCAAGUCACAGAAGCCAGAUGUUUUUAUGGAUUUCAAAUUGCAAUGGAAAAUAUUCACAGUGAAAUGUACAGUUUAUUAAUAGACACAUACAUCAAAGACCCUAAACAAAGGGACUUUUUAUUCAAUGCUGUAGAAACAUUACCAUGUGUAAAGAAGAAAGCUGAUUGGGCCCUGACCUGGAUUUCAGAUGAGGAAGCUGAUUAUGCUGAACGAGUUGUAGCUUUUGCAGCUGUGGAGGGAAUUUUCUUUUCUGGAUCUUUUGCUUCUAUAUUUUGGUUGAAGAAGAGGGGUAUCAUGCCUGGUUUAACAUUCAGUAAUGAACUUAUUAGCAGGGAUGAGGGUCUUCACUGUGAUUUUGCUUGUUUAAUGUACCGUCAUCUUAAAAAUAAAUUAACACAAGAGAGAAUAUACUCCAUUAUAACUGAUGCUGUAAUGAUUGAACAAGAGUUCCUUACAGAUGCCUUACCAUGUAAAUUAAUUGGAAUGAACUGUGAUUUAAUGAAGCAAUAUAUUGAGUUUGUAGCAGAUAGACUUUUAGGUGAAUUAGGCUGUGAUAAGUAUUACAAUUCAGAAAAUCCUUUUGACUUUAUGGAACAAAUUUCCCUGGAAGGAAAAACUAACUUCUUUGAAAAACGUGUUGGAGAAUAUCAAAGAAUGGGUGUUAUGUCUGGUAGCCAAAAUAACCACGAAUUCACAUUAGAUGCUGAUUUUUAAAACAUGAGAACUAUUUUAAAUGUUUUAUUGUCAUCAUUGUUAACUGUCUUAUAUAGCACUCGUUUUAAUUUAUCACGUUUUAUAAGAUUUGUUUUAUCAAUGUCUGAAAUCUCAUGAAAGAAUAGUAGCUACAUGAUGUAUUUUAUGAACUCAUUUUAAAUAAUUGUAGAAAAAUGUAAAAAAAAUUGUACAUGUUUGUGAAUUCUAUUUAUUGUAAAUUGUAUUAAGUGUGUGUAAUGAUUUUUAUAAUUUUGUCUCUCAUUGUUCAUAACUCAUUCAUUAUUUCACUCACUUAUUGUCUUGUACUAUUUUAGUUGAUUUUAUUUUGCUAUAUAUGAUCGUUCCAAUA